Molecule: messenger RNA, 1635 nt
Organism: Heterobasidion irregulare TC 32-1
Lineage: Eukaryota; Fungi; Basidiomycota; Agaricomycetes; Russulales; Bondarzewiaceae
Exons: 2
Coding region: 1-1635 (544 amino acids)
Source: RefSeq, a predicted model, not a curated record
AUGCCCGGGGUUUUUGUGGAAGUAACCCGUUCAAUUGUUCCCCAGCGUCGCACACGAUCAUCACACGAAAUCAUCGAUGUCGACUUGCUCGAUGACAACGUUAUUCAUCGCCCUACUCAGCGGAGGCGGAUGGCAUCGAGUGUCGGCUCGAGUACUUCUUCAGAUGUCAUUGUUCUCGAUAGCGACGAUGAGCAAUUUGCAUCCUCGCAGGGCCUAACAACGCGGCCGCGGCGCUCAGGCGCACGACUCGUCUCUCCACCACCACCCUUACCGAACCUAUCUAUACCACCCGUGCCUCUCAUUCAAGAGCACCAUCAUCUCCACACGACCCCUGACCCUCCACCCCAGCCCCCUACAUUUGGUCUUGUGCGACCAAACGAGCAUCCCUUUGAAUUUGAAGUAUCAUUGGGGCCUCGUAGAGUUCACGCGCUUCCCCGACCCGCGCCUGUUCGUCCACCGCCCCCACCAGCUCCAGCACCUCCUUCCCACCAUGUCCCGAACAUGGGCUUCGGUGGCGCGAUCUUGUCUCUAAACCGCCAAAACGCCAUAGAACAGCACCUUGAGCAGGAACGCAGUCGUGACCGUCAGUUAGCUCGCAUGCAGAACAUCUUCCGCCGCGUGUCGAGUUAUCUCCCGUAUUGGCGAUCGGUCAUCGACCGUGGCGAAGCAGAUGAGCUCUUAGACGCCGCCUUGGCCGAAUCGUUAAUAAAUCCCGUCUGGGGAGAUGUAACAGGUGUAUCUGAGGACGGCGAUGCCUUUGGUUCCCAUUUCCGUCGCGUCCAGCAGGGCUAUAAAUCCAUCUACACGCAUCCCUUGCCGCCUGCUGAAGGUUUCACGCACAAUUUUGCUCAUUCGGUCCCGAAAUCUUCGCCCACCGAUGUGAUCGUGCUUGAUGAAGACGAGAUAAGCGCGAGUGCGUCUGGGACCUCAAGCAGUUGCGACGUCAGCAUGAUGCUUGUGUGUGCCAGCUGCUUAGAUCCACUCUAUCUCGCGGGCGGUGCGUUAUCAGACGAGGAGAGGGCCAAGAGCAAGGUGUGGGGUCUGAGGUGUGGGCAUAUGCUAGAUGGCAAAUGCGUGGCCAAGCUCAUGCAGCCCUUGGACCUCGAGAAGGAUGGCGUCGAGCUCGGAGAUGGUAGACCAUGUGACGAAGAGGUUAGCAAGGGGAAAGGAAAGUCAAAGGCAAGAACUUCCAUUGACCGGGCUACUUCAAACGAUUCCAUCGGAUCGACUCCCCCCAUCGCAAUACAUCAGCAUACUACUCAGUCGAAUACGGCGUCAAAUUCUGUACGUUCACGUCUUCGCCCUCGUAAUACGGCUGGACUUGUUUUGCACGCUUCUGCGCCUUCGUCUGGAAGAGACACUCGCUCGGUUAAUCCACCCCAAACCCACCUUGGUCACCGUCCUCAUCCAAGGCCAGCAUACUCUGUGUACGGUCCGUCUAGUUCUGCCACACCUUCAUCCGGCUUAAAUGCCCGCGCAAAAGGCAAGGGCAAAGUCGUUGCGCCUCGCAUCGAGGCGACCCACGAAUGGCGCUGCCCCGUGCCCAAGUGCGGGCACCUGCAUUCAAGCAUCAAUGUCGAAGGAAAGGGUUGGAUGAUGGAUGAAAAUAGGGGUGCAGUGGGUGUAUUUGCGUGA